Miscanthus lutarioriparius is the source of this 768-nucleotide messenger RNA. NCBI's taxonomy places the organism in Eukaryota, Viridiplantae, Streptophyta, Magnoliopsida, Poales, Poaceae. The record is from the annotation of a GenBank genome assembly.
AUGGCCCCCCCCUGCGGCGACGCGGCGGCGGCAGCCGAGCUCACCAGCCUGCGCAUGAGCGAAGGAGGUGGGCUCCCUCCGCUUCCUGGACGGCGAAGCGUCGGCGGCAAUGCGGGUGAGAGAGAUGAGGAGGGUGAUACGAACAAGAAGGCGAGGAAGGAGAAGGCCGGUACGCAGCGGAUCGCCGGGUGGGGACUCCGCGAGUUCAGCAAGAUAGUUUCUAAAAAAGUUGAGACCAAAGGACGGACUACUUACAAUGAGGUUGCAGAUGAAAUUUGUGGGGAGCUGAAGCUGACUCUUAUUGGCCAAGAGUUUGAUGAGAAGAAUAUCAGGAGGAGAGUGUAUGAUGCUUUUAAUGUGCUAAUCGCACUACGUGUUAUUACAAAAGACCAAAAGGAGAUAAAGUGGAUGGGCUUGUCUAACUUCCAAUAUGAAAAGAUAAAGUUGGAGGAAACUCGCAAAGAACUCAUGAUCAGGAUUAAGAACAAGAAAAAACUUCUCCAGGAAAUUGAACGACAGUUUGAUGACCUCCAGAAUAUCAAGUUCCGCAACCAGUUACUACAGAGGCCAGCAGAGAGUGCGAAUGGUAUCAGCCUUCCAUUCUUAUUGGUCAAGGCAUCCAGAAAAGCAAGGGUGGAAAUUGAGAUUUCAGAAAACUCAAAGUUUGCUGGUUUCGACUUCAACUGUACACCAUUCACCUUGCAUGACGAUGUCUCAAUCCUUGAAGCGAUCAGGUGUAACAAUAAUAGCAUAAAAAGAGCUAGCUAG